CUUUUUUCUUUACUAUUUAUGGAUAAUUCAUUUUUGCUUUUAUAGUUUUUGUAUUUACCUAAGUGAUAUGUAAUUAAUCACAUAUUUUCUCUUUGUUUUGUAUCAAAAGCAAAGAACCAUUAGAACCAAGUACCUAUACUCUUUUUCUUUCUUUACCCAGUUUACAAUCCUCACUAUUUUCAUCUGGUCUUUUAUCAUUUUUGUUCUUAUUAUUUUUGUACUUCUCCUCUGUAAAAUGAUUAUUUUAUAUAUUUUGUAUUUUCAUUCCCUUCUUGAAUUUUGUCACAAACACUUUCCCAAUAUGAUUGCUAUUUAUUUCUAUUUGUGGUCAUCUUCCUUCUGCAUAUUCUAUCAUAAUUUUUAAAGUUGAUUUCUGUAUAUUGCAUCUUUUUAAUCUAUCUUAAUAGUAUUAUUUUUUUCCAAUAAGUCUUUUUUAUUGAUUUUAAGUUAUUGUUUCUACAUUUAUUCCUUAUUUUCUCAAUAAAAUCCUUCUUGAAAAUUCUUGUUUUGCAUUAAAAAUGUUUGCUUGACAAUAAUAUUACUAAAAUGAAUUGUAAAUGUUCAUUUUUCUCAAUAGUCUUAAUAACACAGUUCAUUAUCAUUUGGAACUGUUUACAGUCAAAGUUUAUCAGUAUAAUUUAAUUGUUAAAUCAACAAAAAAUCUUGUUUUGCCAUAAUGAUCUCUUUCAAUGACUAGAGACAAAUAUCAAUUAAACUUAUUUGUCUCAUAGGCGCCACAGAACGUUCAAACUUAUUUUUACAAGGGAUUCUAUUUUUAACACUUAAUUUAGAAUUGCAAUAAUUUUUUGUGUUGAAAAUUAUUGUUUCUGUAUGUGCUUAAAAAAACAGAAGCAGUUGUUUUACUUCUUCCCUAUUGUAAACAAGCAUAAAAAUAGUGGUUACUGAUCAUAACAAAGUAUUGUUGAUAAAUUUUAUUUGUCGUGUCAUGUAGCAAUGAAAGUAGCUUUUACCUUUGGGUGAUAUUUUUUAAUAUUUAGAGAAGGAGGAAUCUCAUGUAUGCACCCCCUAGACUCUAAUGUGACAAAAUAUGUUCAUGGUUUUAAUCGUUGAAUGUUAUCUUUUAUAUAUUUAAAAUAAAACUUGUUUUAACUAGAUUUAUUUUACUUUUUAUAAUUGUUUUAAUAAAUUUUCAUCUUGUCGGGAAACUUUCUGUCGACAGUGUACAUAUCAUAGUGAUUAGAAAAGGGAACAAAAAUGUUUGUGUGUUUGUAUGCUUCAUCUCAUCAAAGAACUAUUCAAAAUCUACCAAAAAUAUAUAACCUUGGCUAAAUCGAUUCUCCACAUAUUAUUCCCUCUAGUGCUUAAAUACAAAACAAAGUAUGUCACGUUGUUUAGGAGUUUUUCUACAAACAAAAACUUGUUUUUAGUAAUUCUCUAAAUUUUUUGUCAAUCUACACUAGACCUUGACAAAUAGUUGAAUAGUUGAUUGUUUCAUUGUAUUAAAAUUCUAUUCAAUGAUAUGUAAUUGUGACUUUAAUAAUUUGAUUGAUGCCCGAUAACUUGAAAGCUUAGAUUAUUAAUGUAUAAAUAACAUUGAAACAAAUGAUCAGGUUAGGUACAAUAUAUGUACUCAAUUAUUCGUCAAGGUCUACAAGGUAUUAGACAAUUGAAAAAAAAAACAAGGCACUAAAGAAUGAAUUAAAAUUAUAAAUUGGCUUUUGAAUUUUCUUCAAUUUUAAUAGGUCUUUUGUAUCAUCAAAGGAUUCUCAGUUUUAUGUUAUAUUGUUUCUAGAAAUUCCCUUUUUAUUAUAUUAGACAUUAUUCCCAAGAUGCUUGAAUGAUGUUUUUUUGCUGUCAUUGUAUUAAAGACUUCAUCAUGUAACAUGCCAUUAAGCUUGUUACGUUUUUCUUCUGUACACUGUAAGAGAAAUUCAAGAAUGAAUAGUUCUCAAGUUUACGUUGAAUUUUAUUCUCAUAUAAAACUGUCAAGGAUAAUGGUAUAGUUCUUUCAAUAUCAAAAAACCCUUGCUGACAAUUUUGUUUGAUCUACCAUAGUCGUUUCCCUUUAGAACAUGGCCCAUUCAAACAGCAAUUUUUACUAUUGUCCACACAACAGGAAUUUACUACAUCGUGACUGUCAAACCAUGUUUCAUCUAGAUAAAUUAUGUGUCCAUAAGAACUUCGAUAGUCUUUUAUCUGACUCAAAUAAUCUUGUCGCCAUCGAACGAUCCUUGAAGAUUCGGUUAUUGCCUUCAGUUUUUUGUGUUUAAAACCACAUGCUGACAAAACUUGAUGUAAUGUUUCUAAACUGGUAUAAUUGUAUUCUGGAUAAUCUGCUACCUUUUGCUGUAUUACUUCUAAUGUCGCAACUUCUAAUAAACAAUAAAUUGUCCUACGUAUAAAAUCUUGAGUAGCUUUGUCAACUGAUUUCAGUUCUUCUUUACAUUUCUUUGCCCAUUAUCAGAUUGCUGAAUAUUCUCCUUUUUUAAAUAUUCAAAUAUAUUUAAUAUAACUUGCUCUGUUUGUAUAUCUAAAUCUUUAUUAUUAAAUUCAUACCUGUCUUUAUUCUCAUUGCACUGUGCAAUUUCAUUGUCUUCAUUCGCCCAUGGUCUAAACAACGUCAUAUUUCAAUUUAUUUAAAGAAAUUUAGUAAUUAAAUAAAUCUCACCAAGCGACGCCACUGCUUAUCGCAGACUUUCUGGAAUGAAUAUUUCGAAGAAAUUGUGUACAUACGGCUUCGGCCAAUAGAAAUGCAUUUAUGUUAACGAUUCGGUGUUUUCAUUGGUAAACAGUGGAGAUGAUGAGUCCACGUCGACUGACGGUUUGUUAGAUGCUUACCGAAUUUUAUAGGUGGAGUAAACAUUAUUUUAUUAUUUUUAUUAUUGUUCCUCGCAUAACUGUCUUCUGCAAUUGAUAUUGGGAAGAACUAUAUGAAUUGAAGAAAUUAUUAUCAUAUCGAUCUUGUGUACAAAAUUUAAAAUUAAUUCGAUAGACAAAUGAAACUAAUAAAAAUGUGUUAAAAAGAAAUUUGUGUAUGAUUCAUGGGCUUGUUAUAAAUGCCUCGCAUUAUUCUUUUUUUAUUAAUUCAUUGUAAAUUCUAUAGAUAUAUACCUACAACGGUAUGUCACGUCUCUGACUAAGAAUUCUCCGAAAGGUUAUCAUAAUGAGAAUGUUAUUUUGAUUCCACCAAUGACUUAAUCUAUUUCCUCAACUCGAUAUCUUUCAGCAUUAGACGUAUUAUCUCCGCGGCUAUCAUAUAUUUUGUUUUUUAUUUAUUUUAAAUUGCACGUGUUGUAUAUACAAAGUUGAACGCGAAUUAGUCGAAUGUGCUAUUGUGAAUGUCAAAUUUCAGUUAAUAUCAUAGAUAAAAAAAAUUGAAAAAAGUGAAAUAAAUAGUAAUUGCUUCUAAUGCAAUUGUGAUUCAACAUUUAUAAGGCUCAUUUCAUAUUUCAAGUACUUAGGAAGAAUGGUACAACUUAUAUUAUGGAAUUUGUGGAGGUUAGGUGCAAUGGAUAGCUUGCAUGUAAGUUCUCAACAAACAGGAAGUAAAACGUCUAGCAGAAGUGCAUCACCUUCUCGACCAAGAGAACAACAACAACAGCAACCAUUCCAUCCUCACCAUACGAAAACUCUCAGUCACGGAUCCGUUGAUAGUUGUAAGAGCCAUGAUGGAAUUGGAAGUGGCAUACAACCUCAAAGACCGGCCCGUCAGCAUCGAUCUCCAACCGCCAGCUUGAAUCGGACCGGACCGCCAGGUGGUACCACCGCUGUCCUUCCAGGGGGAGAUAUGGACGACUCAGUAAAUCAAGUGUACCUUCUGGAUGACAGCGGUGGCGGCAAUCUGAUGCAGGAAUAUGAUCCGUCAGAUUAUCCUCCGUCCUACAUGUCCAAUGGUAGUAACGAAUUGAAAACGGAGGACGACACGGAUAGUUUGGAUCCAAAGACUAAUGCUAUUUUGGAACAACUCGGAACUAAAAUUAUAAGAGUUAAGGAUCUUAUAAGGAUGGAACAGAAAUUGAGAGACGAUAACGUAAACGAGUAUCUGAAGUUGGCAGCUAACGCAGACAAACAACAAGUGCAGAGGAUAAAGGCCGUUUUUGAAAAGAAAAAUCAAAAAAGUGCACAUGUGAUAUCGCAGUUACAAAAAAAAUUAGACGUUUAUCAAAAGCGCGUCCACGAAUUAGAAACUCAUGGCGCUGCUCAAGGUCAUAGACCACCAAGGGAAGUUCUCAGGGAUAUGGGACAAGGACUCAAAAAUGUUGGUGGUAAUAUAAGGGAUGGUAUCAGUUACGUUGGAGGUUCCGUAAUGUCAAAACCUAGAGAGUUUGCUCAUUUGAUAAAAAACAAAUUUGGUAGUGCAGACAACAUCAGUCAAUUGUCAACGUGGUACGUAGGGACUGGCGAAGGAAGCAAUGCCAACAAGAUCAUCGAUACUGGUGGAGGUGGACCUACUGGCUCAGAGGGCAGCGGUAUUCCGGCGAAUGGAGGUAGCGAUCACGGAGAUAAGAGCCAUCAUCAUCAUCACGGAUCGACAACGUUACCUGCAACGUUGCAUGUAACCACAUCACAGAGCUCCAUGGGAGGUCACGGUGGAGUAGCAGGAGCCACAGGACAUGGUCAACAUCACCAAUCUGCUGGGAAAUUGGUUAGUGAAGAAGGAAGUGGAUGUAGUAGUGUUACAAGUGAUAGUAUAGGAAGAUAUGGUAGAGAAGGACAUGACAAAUAUUCUGAUGUAAAUAAGAAAAUUAGAUUAGUUCAAGAUCAAUUAGACAAUUUUAGGGAAAACUUUGAUAUUAUCAAAUCGUUACAACAGGAGAUACAAGAUCUUAACUCUUCUUUACAGGAGGAAAGAUUCAGAAGUGAAAGACUGGAAGAGCAAAUUAAUGACCUCACAGAACUUCAUCAAAACGAAGUGGAGAAUUUAAAACAGGCAAUGGCCGACAUGGAAGAAAAAGUGCAAUAUCAAAGCGAGGAACGUCUCAGAGAUAUACAUGAAAUGCUUGAGCAUUGUCAAACAAAAAUCCAGAAAAUGGAACAUCAAGCCCUCCAACAACAGCAGUAUGUAACGCUCGAAGGUCUCGAUAACUCCAAUGCUCGGGCACUUGUCGUAAAACUUAUUAACGUUUUGCUCACAGUACUUCAAGUUAUUUUAUUAUUAGUUGCUACAGGAGCAGGAAUUAUUAUGCCCUUUCUUCGUACACGGUUAAGGAUUUUGUCGACAGUUAUAUUAGUUGUAGGAAUAGCUUUUGUAUUGCGGCAAUGGCCGGAAGUAAGAGACAUUGGAUCGCACAUGAUGCGUCGUCUCAAAGAUACAUUAGAUCCGGCCCCGUAAUUUUAGUUUCCGCCCCGCCCGAUGCGCUGUAUCUGUCGCUGAUGCUGAGCUGAUUCACUUAAAAAAAAGAAGAAAGAAAACGACAAGAAUAAGCCCGACGUCUCAUCUCUGAAAAGACAACUCUUUUUUUGAAAUUAACCUCAUUUAACAAAUUCAAUUGUAGAAGAAAUCAGAACGUGUUUUCAAGAAAAUGCGAAACUUGUUUCCGCAUUUUUUUAUUUUUUAAUGAUAUAAAAAACGUAUUUGAACAAUAAUUGAUCCUUGUGUAUUCCUAAUGAAAAAUCAAAUUAGAUUUUUCGAAAUGUAUCGAGUUAAUAACCUCGAAUUAAUUCUAUGUACAUCAUACUGUAUAAAAUUAACGUCACAUAUGGUUACUGCUAACAAAUCUCUCGGAACUUGUCUAAAAUUCAAUAUAAAAAAGUAGAAUGUAAACAUCAAAUAAAAUUCGAAAAAGAUAAUAAGAUAUGUGUUGUUCAGGGUGACUGUGAUCAAAAACUUUUCAGUCCCAAGGAGAAGGAAAUACUAAAGUCUUCUAUUUAUUGCAAUCUUACAAUCACUUGCAUAUGUUUGACUUAAUCACGACUGUACGUCUGUGAUAUAAAAAAUUAACCCUCAACAACCGUCGUCAGAUAUUGAAAAUUAUCACUGUUCUCAGGUAAUUGCUUUUUUUUCAUCUAUUAGAAAAAAGUGUUUGUAGCAGAUCUUUGGUAAGUUGAAAACAAAUAAAAAUAAACGCAAAAAAUUAAUUAUAAAUAAAAAAAAUAUUUUUAUUAAAACCAAAAAAGAAUCCACCAAAAUAAAAGUAUGUUAUAGAAGUUAUGAGAUGCAAAAUUUAGAAGAAAUAUAAGGGAAAAUACAAAAACUGUAAAGUUCUUACAUUAACAAUUUAGAUUUGUAGUUACAGUACAUUUUUACUUUGCUUACGAACGUUGAAAAAAAUGUAAUGCCUUCAGUAGCUAGUACUUCCCCCUUUGGCAGUGAUAACAACCCACAAAAUACGAAAAAUACUUUGGAUUAGAUUUUUAAUCACAUUUCUGCACCAGAGUAUGAAGCUCUCUACAAUUUCUUGGGGCCCGCACAUGUUUCCGCUAACCAUCUCCCCAUUUCAUCCCAAAUGUGUUCAAUAUGAUUUGAGUCUGGAGUGCGAGUGAGCCGAACAAAUCGCGUGAUUUCAACCUCGUCAAAUACUCAAUUAUCAGAGCAUUGUGGCGCUGUGCAUUAUUCAUAAAGGUUACAUCGUCUCCAAGAAUAACCAUGAAUGGUACAACAUGGUCUACUAGAACCUCUGUCAGAUAUCUGUGCGCUGGAAACGUUCCAUUCUCGAUAAACACUAACUCUGUGUGAGCGUCAAAAAAUAUGCUUCUCUAUACUAUAACUGAUCCUGGCAUUCCGAUGUUCACGAGAAAGCAACGGUCUAGUAGCUCUAGUACGAGAAGAUAAUCUAGCAGCAUGGAGUCGCCUUCUAACUGUCCACUCACUUUAUAUUUCUCACUAUAUUUCUAUGGGCAACUGUCGUGACCGUUCGGUUUCUCACAGCUAUAGAAACGAGAAAGCGUCUUGCCUCGUCCUGAACCAAGGCAUCGCGCGAACAAACCAUUCUCUUCGUACCUCUUCCAUACUCGUUGCACACUCGAGAGACUUCACCAACGUGUCACUCCGUUUCUAACUGACAGCGGCCAUUUCUAAAGCUGCCACAAUUCGUGCAGGAAAUCAUAGAAUAUAUGCUCAUUGCAAUUAGACCAUCAGUGAAAAUAAUACUAAACAAUUUGCGAUAGACAGAUAAGACGAAAAAACAAAAAAUUUGCUGAUAAUGGUUUGUUGGAAUUUAGGUGAGGGGUCUUUUUUGUCAAACGCUUAUCAAAACAACAAAAUUAUGUUUAUUCACUCAAUCAGGUACAACCGAACAAUAAAAGAAAAUAGCAUACUGAACACACUGAAGACUGAAGGAAAACUAGUUCACCUUCAGUCUCUGAAGACAAUAACUUGGUUAACGAAACGCGCGUCAGAUAGUGUAAUUGUGAGUGUCGGUGUAAACAGUGUGUUUAAAAUGAAUAUCACCAAAGGUUCCAGAAAUUCCAACUUAAUUAAGUAAGGGAAUAAAAAUAAUUUUUGUUUCCAAUUUCUAACACAUUUUUUUGCAGUAAUUUUUAAAAAUUAUUACUCUACUAUACUUUUAAUCGAACAAGGAUCCAAAAGUAAGAUUGUUUUGUUUUGUCUAAAGAAACUGUGGUACAACAAUUUUCUUUCCACAUUUUUUCCGAAGUUCAUGAAUGAUUUAAUUAAUGAGCAUUUCAUUUCUACAGGUUUAUUAAAUUUUUCUUGAACGUCUUUGAAUUUUUGUAAAGAGAAACAGACCUAAGAGAUUUCCGUCUAUUGCCAAUAAAUUUGUCGUUUACUUUUAUACCAAUAUAUUUUAUUAGAAUGAUUAAAUUGAUAUUUAUUACCUAUCAA
Molecule: messenger RNA, 7744 nt
Organism: Diorhabda carinulata
Lineage: Eukaryota; Metazoa; Arthropoda; Insecta; Coleoptera; Chrysomelidae
Gene: Dmtn
Product: transmembrane and coiled-coil domains protein 2
Exons: 10
Coding region: 3428-5293 (621 amino acids)
Cellular component (GO): endomembrane system
Source: RefSeq, a predicted model, not a curated record